UUUACAGGCGCUGCAUCCAAGUGGUCUGCCGAAGCCUCCCUCCACUGCUUGUCUGGGAUUUUUCCUGCAGACACAGAUUCAGUCAUGUCGAAGUCAAAGGACACGGGCUCUUCCAUCAUCCACACCCAGCAGCUGCAUGCUGCCAUGGCGGACACCUUCAUUGAGCACAUGUGCCUGCUGGACAUUGACUCUGAACCUGCUGUGUCUCGCAACACCGGCAUCAUCUGCACAAUCGGACCUGCCUCCCGAUCUGUGGAAAUGGCCAAGGAAAUGAUCAAAGCCGGGAUGAACAUUGCAAGAAUGAACUUCUCUCAUGGCACACAUGAAUACCAUGCUGAGACCAUUAAGAAUAUCCGUGAGGCAGCUGAGAGCUUCGGGCCAGGAAGCCUUGACUACAGACCAGUGGCCAUCGCUCUGGACACCAAGGGACCAGAAAUCAGGACCGGACUUAUCAAGGGCAGUGGCACUGCUGAGGUUGAGCUCAAGAAGGGUGAUACCAUCAAGAUCACACUCGAUGAUCAGUACAUGGACAAAUGUGAUGAGAAAGUUCUGUGGCUCGACUACAAGAACAUCACCAAUGUUGUGAAGACCGGAAGCCACGUCUACAUUGACGAUGGUCUGAUUUCCCUUUUGGUCAAAGAAGUUGGCAACAACUACCUGAUGUGUGAGAUUGAGAAUGGUGGUAUGCUGGGCAGCAAGAAGGGUGUCAACCUGCCUGGAGCUGCUGUCGAUCUGCCCGCUGUGUCUGAGAAGGACAUUCAGGACCUGCAAUUUGGCGUGGAGCAGGGUGUUGACAUGGUCUUUGCCUCCUUCAUCCGUAAGGCUGCUGACGUUCAGGCUGUCAGGAAAGUGCUGGGUGAGAAAGGCAAGGACAUCAAGAUCAUCAGCAAGCUGGAGAACCACGAGGGUGUGCGCAGAUUUGAUGAGAUCCUGGAGGCUAGUGACGGCAUCAUGGUUGCCCGUGGAGACCUGGGCAUUGAAAUCCCAACAGAGAAGGUCUUCAUCGCCCAGAAGAUGAUGACUGGCAGGUGCAACAGGGUCGGCAAGCCCAUCACCUGUGCCACCCAGAUGCUGGAGAGCAUGACCAAGAAACCUCGCCCUACUCGCGCUGAGGCCAGUGAUGUUGCCAACGCCGUGCUGGAUGGCAAUGACUGCAUCAUGCUGAGUGGUGAGACUGCCAAGGGAGACUAUCCCCUGGAGGCCGUGCGCACACAGCACAGGAUUGCCCGUGAAGCCGAAGCAGCCAUGUUCCACAGGCAGAUGUUCGAGGAGCUGCGUCGCACCUCUCAUUUGACCCGUGACCCCACAGAGACCGUUGCUAUCGGUACCGUUGAGGCUUCCUUCAAGUGCUGCGCAAGCGCCAUCAUUGUGCUCACCAGGACUGGCAGGUCUGCUCACAUGCUGGCAAGGUACAGGCCCCGUGCCCCCAUCAUUGCUGUGACUCGCUGUGGCCAGGCCGCCCGCCAGGCCCACCUGUACCGCGGUAUCUACCCUGUGCUUUACACCAAGCCUGCAAAUGACGUCUGGGCAGAGGAUGUUGACCUGCGCGUGAACUUUGCCCUUGAAGUUGGCAAGCACCGCAAAUUCUUCAAGCCUGGUGAUGUAGUCAUUGUUGUGACUGGCUGGCGCCCCGGGUCCGGUUACACCAACACUAUGAGAAUUGUGCUAGUGCCUUGAACUUCAUCAAAGGACAUUAGUAACCGCACCCUCUCCCCUCUCCUGUAACCUGCCGCACCCCCUGGGUCUUCUCUUUUCUGUUGGUCUUCAUAACCAACAGAAAGUCAAAACCAGGCCACUCCUUCAAAGGACUUUUGAUGGUGUUGUUCACAGACCGUAACUCCCAGUUUCCUUUCAUCCAAAUGUUUUAUUUAUUGUCUGAAUCCUGCUGUCAGAGACUUAACUCAAAACCUUUUAGUGGAAACUCUU
Molecule: messenger RNA, 1926 nt
Organism: Micropterus dolomieu (smallmouth bass)
Lineage: Eukaryota; Metazoa; Chordata; Actinopteri; Centrarchiformes; Centrarchidae
Product: pyruvate kinase PKM-like
Exons: 11
Coding region: 85-1677 (530 amino acids)
Biological process (GO): glycolytic process
Cellular component (GO): cytoplasm
Molecular function (GO): potassium ion binding; magnesium ion binding; pyruvate kinase activity
Source: RefSeq, a predicted model, not a curated record